This is a messenger RNA of Corylus avellana, 979 nucleotides long. Lineage: Eukaryota; Viridiplantae; Streptophyta; Magnoliopsida; Fagales; Betulaceae. The record is from RefSeq and is a predicted model, not a curated record.
UAUCAGGGAAUGCUAUUGUUACCAUCCCUGCAUGCAUCGAAAGAUUUGUUUGCUUGUGGAGACUUAAUGUGGAUAAUUGCAAGCAACUUCGAAAAAUUCUAAGACUUCCACCAAAUAUAAAAUACUUGUGUGCAGAGGGGUGCAUGUCGUUGGAAACAUUUUUCGGAGAAGCACAAACAUCUGAAUUAUUUAAUACAUGGUGGUUACCAGAGUUUGUAUGGUAUGAAACAACUUGUUCGGCACGAGGCCCAGUGGGCAGUGGUGCUUCUUCUGCAACCUAUCAGAAUGUGCAAACUGUGGCAAUAGCUCAGCCAUUGAGGGGACCUCUUCGGUAUCGUUACUUUAACUGUUUAGCUUCGGGAAAUAAGAUUCCAGAUUGGUUCAACUAUUAUAAAAAGGCUUCAAAUAGUAAUUCAUGUGAAAUAGAUAUUGAUGAGGCUGCAGAUAUGUUUGGGGAGUUCACAAUAAUUGCUUACUCUGCUGUUGUUGGAGUAGAGGAUGUAGAAGAAGAUGAUGAUGUUUCACAUGAAAUUAGUGUUUACAUCAUCACUCGUGGUGUAGAAAGCUAUCGUCAUUCUGCACCGAUGUUUAGAUCGGCUGUAUGGCUGCAUUUCCGUGUUCCAAAAUAUUCUUUUAAGCUUGGAAGUGUUGAUCAUGUGCGAGUUAAAUUUGAAGUUGCAGAGCGAGUGCGCUUGAAAAGUUGCGGAUUCCAUCUGGUACGUAUGUGUAGCGAGAAUGCGAUUGAUUUAAUAGAUGGAAUUCAACGGAAAAGGAGACCCCGUGAUGAUGGUGAUGGAAACUUGGAAUGAAAGAGGCAUUCUGCCACCUUGGGCAUUAGAUUUUCAAAUGCAGAGGAUAAGCCACCUGGUGAUCAAUCGUAAGUACAUCAAAAGACCCCUUCGUUUUCUCCAUCGCUGUUUUCUCUGUUUUCCUCAGCUUCGCUUUCUCCAAUUGUGCACAAAUUUGAUGGUUCUUUUUA